Molecule: messenger RNA, 1544 nt
Organism: Macadamia integrifolia
Lineage: Eukaryota; Viridiplantae; Streptophyta; Magnoliopsida; Proteales; Proteaceae
Product: zinc finger AN1 and C2H2 domain-containing stress-associated protein 16
Exons: 3
Coding region: 274-1134 (286 amino acids)
Cellular component (GO): cytoplasm
Molecular function (GO): zinc ion binding
Source: RefSeq, a predicted model, not a curated record
CAAAAAUUUAGCCCGAGGCCGAAUUUGUGGCCUUGUUUUUUAAUCUCGUCUCAUGAUUCCUUCUUUAUAAAUACACAAAUUUCUACAAAUCCGAAAAGGUUCUCUGGUUUUCUCAUAGACUUCGAAGCUCCGAUCCCGCGUAGAACAAACCGCGGGAUCGGAAAUCUUUCAGAUUUUGAAAAAAUUCCUCGGGAAAAGCCGGAGUUUUAAAGUCGAAGACGCAGAUAAUCCGUCGAUUCCUCUCCAGACUCCCUGAGAUCUCUUUCCUGUCCGAUGGGGACUCCUCAAUUUCCCGAUCUCGGCAAGCAUUGCAGUGUAGGCGAUUGUAAUCAAAUCGAUUUCUUGCCUUUCACCUGCGACAGUUGCAAUCAGGUAUUCUGUUUAGAGCACAGAAGUUAUGUUAAGCACCAUUGUCCGAAGGCUAACAAAAAGGAUGUCACAGUUGUCAUUUGUCCACUUUGUGCUAAAGGAGUCCGCCUGAAUCCUGAUGAAGAUCCAAACAUCACUUGGGAAUCUCAUGUGAACAGUGAGUGUGACCCGUCAAACUAUGAGAAGGCAACAAAGAAAAAAAGAUGCCCUGUCCCUCGCUGCAGAGAAAUUCUAACUUUCUCAAAUAUGAUCAGAUGUAGGGACUGCACGGUAGAUCAUUGCUUGAAGCACAGGUUUGGACCUGACCACAUGUGUCCUGGGCCCAAGAAACCUGAUUCAGGGUUCCCAUUUAUAGGUCUCUUCAAUAGAAGUCAAUCAAGACCAAACAAUAGUCCAGCUGUAUCAUCGUCAAAGUGGGCUACAAGCUUUCUAAGUGCGGCUUCCUCUGUGAAAGCCUCAGCUGAAGCAGGCAUGGCAAAGUUGAGUAUUGCAACUAACCAAGCAUUGCAGAUGGCAAAAGAUGGGAUAGGGCCAAGCAGCAGUGGCAGUGGGCAUGUGGAAGAAUGCCCACAGUGUCCGGAAAAGUUCACGUCUGUUACAUCUCUUAUAGAGCAUGUGGAGAGAGUCCAUGAAAAUGGAAGCAAACGAGCUGCAGUUAAAAAGGUGACAAUUGAUGUUUGCCCCAAAUGUAGUAAAGGAUUUCGAGAUCCAGUAUCUCUUGUGGAGCAUGUUGAGAGGGAUCAUGGAGGAACUUCUAAAGCUUAAGGUCUGAGACAAAAGUAUUCGGCCUUAAAAUACUUUUUCUUCCCUGUUUCUUGUAGUGGGAUGAUCAUCUUCAGCUUGGCUGAUGCUUGUACUCCUCCCAACUUCAGUGUGAUCGGUGUUAUCAUGGGCGACUGGUGUGUCGGUCAUGAACUCCUUUUUGGUUAAUUUGCAAGAAUGCAAUAUUUACCUUGAAUCCCGAAACCGCACAGGUGGUGCUUCUUCACUCUCAUAAUUCCAGCCUUCUUUGUUUUAAAUGUGAUAAAAAAAAAAAGAAAAGCGAUGAUGGUUUGUUAUGUUCUAUCUAAUUGUUGUAGUUUCAUUCCAGCCUUCUGUGUUUUAAAUGUGAUAAAAAAAAAAAAAAGGAAAAAGCGAUGAUGGUUUGUUAUGUUUUAUCUAAUGUUUUAGUUUCA